This is a messenger RNA of Prorocentrum cordatum, 1887 nucleotides long. NCBI's taxonomy places the organism in Eukaryota, Dinophyceae, Prorocentrales, Prorocentraceae. The record is from the annotation of a GenBank genome assembly.
AUGGCAGCCGACAGCAAGCCCGCUGCCACCGUGCCGAUGCCGCUCACGCCGACGAGGGGACGGGCACACAUCCAGGGCUGUGAGGAGCGACCGCCGCCGGCGCCAGCGGAUCGCUCGCGGUCUGGGUCGCCGCGGGGCGCGGCCGAGCCCUGGAGGCCGUCCGCUGGGCUGGAGGCGGACUGCGGCCUCCACCUGGAGCUCCUGGGCCAGCUGCUGCAGCGCCGCGGCAGCUGCGCGGGGGACGCCUGCGCGAGGCCCUGCUUCGAGCGCUGGGACGCGGACCAGGCGCUGCGGCUGGAGCUCCGGCGGGGCAACGCGGCUCUCUCGCAGGUGCUGCUGCGCAGCGGCGGCACCAGGGAGGAGCUCGGCUCGAGGUCGCUGGGCGGCGCGUGGGUGGGCGCGGCGCCCUCGCUGAGCAUCUCCCGCGAGCAGUCGUCGAAGGGAGGCAGGUCGGCCGAGAAUUCCGACGACCAGAUCGACAAGAUCCUGUCUACGGCCUGCAGCGCGGACGGGUACCUGAGCGUAGGCCACGACAGCAGCCACGCCAGCUUCAUCGGCCACAACAGCUGGGACAGGGACGAGCGCGUUAUCGACCAGCUCCGCAAGCCUUCUGCGUCGCAGCUCUGCAAGCAGAAGCCCAGAAUGUCAGAUGAUCACACGAAGGUGGGAAAGCCGCCGAGGGCGUUCUACUCGCUGCGAUGGCUGAUGAGCAAGCCGCAGUAUGAGCUGGCCUGGGCGCUGCUCAUUAUCUGCAACCUGAUCGUGAUGAUCCUGGAAGAGGAGUACAGGGGCAUGCAGCGCGGCUACGAGCUUGGGGGGAUAUACGCCAACUACGGCUCCAAGGAGUAUACUGACAAGUGGUGGCCUGGAGCCGACGGUGCGUUCUACACCGCGGAGUGCCUUUUCGCAGGGGUCUUCACUCUGGAGCUGGUCAUUACGUUCGGAUAUGACCUCACCUGCGCGUAUGCCGCCUGGCCUACCCACCGGACGCCCUUUUGGAAGGACCCGCUGGACCUCUUGGACCUGGCUGUCGUUAUGUGCUCCGACGUCUCGCUGGCCCUUGGCAAGAUGGGCACGGGGGUCAACAUGCAGGUGUUCCGCAUCCUGCGCCUGGCCCGGCUCCUGCGGCUGGUGCGGCUGAUGAGGAAGAUCUACCAGUUCGACGCCCUGCACCUCAUGACGACGGCCAUCAAGGGGAGCCUGGGCGCUCUGAUGUUCUCUAGCAUGCUCCUGAUCACGAUCCUGACCUUGUUCGCAAUGGUGCUCACGAACGUUCUGCGGGCCGCGUACCUGGGGGAGAACUCCCCCCUGGAGCCCGAGAAGCAGCAGGAGCUCUUCCGGUACUUUGGGACUUACUCCAGGUCGAUGCUCUCGAUGUUCGAGCUCGCCUUGGCGAAUUGGCCCACGGUCACGCGAUUCAUGGUCGAGGAGCUCCACGAGUGCUUCGGUCCCAUCUGCGUCGUGUGGAAGUUGUCGAUCGGCUUUGCCGUGGUCGGCGUGAUUAACGGCGUGUUCAUCAGGGAGACCUUCUCGGUGGCGGAGAGCGACGAGUUCAUCAUGAUAAGGAGCAGGAUGCGGCAGGUUCUCCAGCACAAGGACCGCAUGAGACGCCUGUUCCAGCUCGCGGACAGGGACAAGGACGGGGUGCUUGGCCACGAGGAGUUCCGCCGCGUCUUCGAGAAGCCCGCGAUCAAGGCCUGGCUGGAGGCCAUGGACCUGCGCUGCGACGACGCGGACACGCUGUUCGCACUCAUCGCGGGCUCGAUGGACGGCGUGAUCAGCGAGGAGGAGCUGAUCAGGGGCAUCGCCCAGCUCAAGGGACCGGCCAGGAACGUCGACCUGCUGACCCUCGUGCGUGGCCUCGAGGCCAAGAAGACUCCCAGCUGA